ACUCCUACUCUUCACCUUAUCAUGAAACGAGAAACGAAUGAUUCACAUUAGCCAACACUAGACGCCGCUAUACCUUCUACCUCUUCAUAAUCAUAAACCUCUUUCUUUCUUACACUCUUUCACUCACUCUCUUACUUCAAUUCUUCAUUUCAUCUGGGCGAUCGAUCCAAAGUGGUUAUUAAUAUGGCUUCGGAUGAGACCAUGAUGACCUUUCAUUCUUCAUUGCAAGAUGAAGACUUUGACGAUGAUGUUGAUGAUGGGUUUGAUCAUCAUCAUCAUCAUGAUCAUGAUCAUCAUCAACAACAACAACAUCCUCAUCCACACAACUUGUCCAGGCUUUCUGUUUGCACGAGUAGCACCGUUGGUGUUGAUGACGUGGACGACGAGGUUGAUAACCUGGUUUCGAUGUGCGUGUCGAUUCUGUCCAUAGAAAGUGAUGGAGACGCAGAUGGAGAGUUAUCAGAUGGGAAGGAGGUGGGAACAGGGUUAACCUCCGAGUCGGAAAACGAAAUGGGUAGUUGUUAUUCUUUGCCUUCAACGCCCCCAAGAAGGAGGAACGUGAAGGACUACGCUAGUGACAAUGAGGGUAGAAAGGGGAAUGAUCCAAGGAGGAGAAGAAUGAGAAGGGUGUUUGACUUUGACCGAGGGAAGAAGAAGAAUAAGAGAAAAGAUGAUGAUGGGUUUAGUGGGGAGAGUGAUCAGAGUGGUGGGGGUGGUAGCACAGGAACUGGGGUGAUGCUCAUAACAAGGCCUAAAGGGGGAAAGAGGUCUCUUUGCAUGGACUUGGAGGAAGUUAAGGCUUGUAGAGAUCUUGGCUUUGAGUUAGAACAUGAGCGUAUGUUGGAAAUGCCUUCUCAUCUCUCAUUCUCUAAUUCCACACUUGACACUAGCAGUGGUAGCAAUUCACCCAUCGCCAAUUGGCGUAUCUCUGCUCCUGGUGAUGAUCCGCGAGAUGUGAAGGCUAGGCUCAAAGUGUGGGCGCAAGCGGUAGCUCUAGCAUCUGCCUCAAAAUACGGCACAUGAACCUGAUUUUCCUCUAACUAGCACUCACUCACUCUUUUUGUGCGAUUGAGACAAUACGUAUAUAGUAUAUUAUAUUAUAAGCUUUUCUUCCCACUAUGAUUGGUUAUAUAAUUUUGUUUUAAAGGUUUAGAAUUUUCUUCAUGAAUUUUUCCCCUGGAGUGUUGGGGUUUCUGGUUGAAGCUCCUUUUUGAGUGAUGAUCACUUUUCUUGUGUACAGUGGUGUUUGAAUAAGAUGAAAAAGCAAUGAUAAGAGAAAACAAUGUGAAUAGGCAAUGAAAAUAUAUAGUAGAAAUGUCAAUGGAAAAAAGAAAAAAAAAAAGUGGAACAGUGGGAAUUUUGGAUUCAUGUAUAACAUGUUUGGUUAUGAUUUUAUUUGUCGCAAACUAUAAGGAAAACACGGCUAUAGACACGAUUUAUCGAAAGAUUUUU
Molecule: messenger RNA, 1452 nt
Organism: Abrus precatorius (Indian licorice)
Lineage: Eukaryota; Viridiplantae; Streptophyta; Magnoliopsida; Fabales; Fabaceae
Exons: 2
Coding region: 184-1023 (279 amino acids)
Source: RefSeq, a predicted model, not a curated record